Messenger RNA from Apodemus sylvaticus (European woodmouse), 1458 nucleotides. It is a transcript of the gene Glipr1, whose product is annotated as GLI pathogenesis related 1. Gene Ontology annotation, cellular component: extracellular region. Lineage: Eukaryota; Metazoa; Chordata; Mammalia; Rodentia; Muridae. The coding region runs from base 523 to 1323 and encodes 266 amino acids. The record is from RefSeq and is a predicted model, not a curated record. The transcript is spliced from 7 exons.
CAGGGUGAGCAGAGGAGGUGGGGCUCGGGUCUGAGGUUGCCUGCUUGACACGUUCUCGAGAGUCACCCGGGGAACCCUAAGAGGUGCUUUCCUCAGGUUGACCUGUAGGGAAGUCUGCGGAGGAGGCGUAUCUGUGAUUCAUGAUCGACAUGGGAAGGUCCAGCCGGCUGUGGGCAGCGCCGCCCCUGGGCUGGAGAUCCUGGGUGCUCUAAGAAAGGCUGACUUGUCUGGCCUCAGUGGGAGAGGAUGUGCCUAAUCUGGCAAAGACUUGAUGCUGGGAGGCUUCUCAAGCUGAAGUAGGCUGUGCUUUGUAAAGCUGACCUUAAAAAAAAAAAGAAGAAGAAAGAAACAAAAACCCCAGCAUGCUGAAGAUGGAGCUGAGAGGCAGAGCACUUGUCUAGCAUAAACAUCCCUGGGUCCAUCGGAGCUCCAACACAGAGACAGUCUGCACACAGAGAGAACCAAGCAUUCUAUCAGAACCCCGAGGCUCUGGAUCCCAGGUCCAGCAGGUCCGGAGGGACCAUGCAGGUCAUCCUUGCUGUGAUGAUCUGGGUGGCUUCGCCUGUGUCCAGUUCUUCAUUUACAGCAAGUACUUUGCCAGAUAUAACAAACGAGGACUUCAUCAAAGAAUGUGUUCAAGUUCACAACCGGCUUCGGUCAAAAGUGAAGCCAACAGCGCAGAAUAUGCUGUACAUGUCUUGGGAUCCGAAACUAGCCCAAAUUGCAAAAGCAUGGGCAAAAUCUUGUGAAUUUAAACACAACCCACAGCUGCAUUCGAGGAUACACCCAAAUUUCACUGCCCUGGGAGAAAAUAUCUGGCUUGGCUCUCUAUCCAUCUUUUCAGUAUCUUCAGCCAUCUCUGACUGGUAUGAAGAAAUUAAGUACUAUGACUUCAGCACUAGGAAAUGUACAGACAUCUGUGGCCAUUACACUCAGGUUGUUUGGGCAGACAGUUACAAGCUUGGCUGUGCAGUGCAAUUUUGCCCUAAAGGAGCAAAUUUUAUAUGCGACUAUGGACCAGCAGGAAAUUACCCAACACAGCCAUAUAAGCAAGGAGCCACUUGCAGUAACUGCCCAAAAGAUGACAAGUGUCUGAACAAUCUCUGCAUUAACCCACGACGAGAUCAGGUCUCACGUAUGUAUACAAACCUUAAGCUGUUCUCCCGGGCUCGGUUAGCACAUCAUGAGAAACUGAGUGCAUUCUUGUUUGUUUCACAGGUUACUACUCUGUUGACUAUCCAGACUGGCCUAUAUAUCUACGAAACAGAUACACGUCUCUCUUUCUCAUUACUAAGUCGGUUCUUCUAUUACUGUCUGUUAUAAUUACCAUUUGGGUAAAGCACAAAUAUCCUAACUUAGUUAUUUUGGACUAAUGCCAUGGUUGGGGGGACAACUUAUUCAUAUGUGGCUAUUUAAAAAACGUUUCAAUAAAAUCUUCAGCACUUCUUAGUUUCCUAA